This is a messenger RNA of Sesamum indicum (sesame), 1299 nucleotides long. RefSeq lists its product as uncharacterized. Lineage: Eukaryota; Viridiplantae; Streptophyta; Magnoliopsida; Lamiales; Pedaliaceae. Gene Ontology annotation, biological process: defense response to other organism. The record is from RefSeq and is a predicted model, not a curated record. Gene Ontology annotation, cellular component: plasma membrane.
AUCCCCAUUAUUAUUACCAACUGGCAUAUAUUAAUAAUACUCCUGUGUCUGUCCACUCUCACUCACUCCCACACACACACACUCCCUAAUUAAUUCCCAUUACACGCAAACUACAUUAAACAAACACACACUCAACGUGCUCUGUUCCCAUUUCCUCUUUCUUCCUACACUCCUCCAAGAAAGCAUCCGAUCCCAUUCCUCCGCCCUUGCUGAGAUCUCCCCCCGCCACCACUCCUACUCUCUCUCACCGGAGUCGAAAAUGUCGAUGCAUGCAAAGACCGAUUCGGAGGUGACGAGCCUGGCGCCCUCGUCGCCCAACCGGGCGGUUUACUACGUGCAGAGUCCGUCGAGGGACUCGCACGACGGCGAGAAGACGACCAACUCCUUUCACUCGACUCCGAUUCUCAGCCCGAUGGGGUCCCCGGGCCGGCAGUCACGGGACUCGUCGUCGACCCGGUACUCCGGCUCGCUGAAGCCAGGGUCGCAGAAGUCGAGCAAUGGGUCGAGGCGGCACCACCAGCACCGGAAGGCGGAGAAGCAGUGGAAGGAGUUCGAUGCGAUAGAGGAGGAGGGGCUGCUGGAUGAGGAGGGGGGGAGGCGGGGGGUGCCGCGGCGGUGCUAUUUUCUGGCGUUCGUGGUCGGGUUUUUUGUGCUGUUUUCGUUCUUUGCUUUGAUCCUGUGGGGCGCCAGUAGGAAUCAGAAACCUGUCGUCGUCAUGAAGAGUAUAUUGUUCGAUCGAUUCAUAAUUCAAGCUGGAUCAGAUGCAUCCGGUGUAGGAACUGAAAUGGUGACCAUGAAUUCAACGGUGAAGUUCGUUUUUCGUAAUAGGGGUACAUUUUUUGGUGUCCACGUAACAUCCACACCGUUGGAUCUAUCGUUCUCCGAACUCACACUAGCCAGUGGGAUGGUGAAGAGGUUCUAUCAAUCAAGAAGAAGCCAGAAAACUGUGACAGUGAUGUUGAGAGGAAGCAACAUCCCACUCUACGGCGGAGGAGCCAACUUGAGCAGCCAAGAGGGGAAGCCAGUGGCGCCAGUCCCACUGAAUUUGAAUUUCACGGUCCGGGCCAGAGCUUAUGUGCUGGGACGAUUGGUGAAGCCCAAGUUCAACAAAAGAGUCCAAUGCUCUGUGGUUCUGGACCCCAAGAAAAUGAACGUCGCCAUUCCAUUGAAAAACUCGUGCACAUACUAUUGAGAUGCACUUCUUUCGUGUUUGUUAACACGGCCAGAUUUCGUUGGAGAAAGAAAGCUAAAUUGUUGAGAAAAAUUUGAAAGAAGGAAUGAACGGAAAAUUGAUCGAUC